Molecule: messenger RNA, 8452 nt
Organism: Osmia bicornis bicornis
Lineage: Eukaryota; Metazoa; Arthropoda; Insecta; Hymenoptera; Megachilidae
Gene: Tusp
Product: tubby-related protein 4
Exons: 16
Coding region: 641-4675 (1344 amino acids)
Molecular function (GO): protein binding
Source: RefSeq, a predicted model, not a curated record
UGCCUCGUGCGCGGCAGCUCCGGCUGAGCUUUCAGUCGGACGUAAGCUCGCGUCGAAAAAGCUCAGAAAAGUUUGCUCGCUCGUUCUUUCCGCCGCGUCGCACCGGAUCGUCGCGAGGCCACAGGGUGGUGGACUUGUAGCAGGCGGUAAAAUGGCGACCGCGAUACGAAACAAAUGACUUUGCUCGAAGAAACAACGCGAAAGCUUCAUCGUGAUCAACUCUGAACACUUACGGAGACUGUCUUUCUAUGAAGAGGUUCACUGGCGAACUUGACUCGCUGCUUGAAAAAGCGCCGUCCAAAACUACUAAGGACUAUAGGAAAAACUAGCCGCGGCUAAUAUUCGCGUAUACACGAUUCUCGCAGGUGUACGAAUGGGCGCGAUGAUCAAAUCAAUGAUAAAAAGCUCCGGGCGGAGUUUACUCGCGUGUCUGCACGAGGACGCGUGAAGGAUUUAGGCCGGAAUUCGAUUAUAUCGAUCGUGGAUCCUUUUCGCUACGAACACCGAUAUAACGGACUAAUGGUAUUAAAAGGUCGCGUGUGGUGGUCGAUUCUUAGCUGAGUGACGAUUGCUUGGGUCGGUACCGGCUUCGAUGACCUGACGAACCUUACAACGGCUACGCGGAUCCAGUUACGCGAUCAUGCAUUUGCACUUCGAGAAGAAUAACAAUGCCAAGUGCGACUGCAACAUCCUGUCGCUUAGCUGGAUGGGCAAGGUGCCGGACGAGUCGCCGGAGGACGAGGGAUGGAAACUAGACCGUACAAAUUACUACCAGGAAGGAUGGCUGGCCACCGGUAACGCUCGGGGGUUGGUAGGGGUGACUUUUACCACGUCCCAUUGCCGGACAAGGGCCACGGAACUUCCGCUCAGAGCAAAUUACAACCUUCGUGGACAUCGUAGCGAGGUGAUACUCGUGAAAUGGAAUGAGCCUUACCAGAAGCUGGCCUCUUGUGACAGUUCCGGUGUCAUCUUCGUUUGGAUCAAGUAUGAGGGAAGAUGGAGCAUAGAAUUAAUCAACGACAGAAAUAUUCCAGUCACGCAUUUUUCUUGGUCCCAUGAUGGUCGUAUGGCUCUCAUAUGUUACAGGGACGGUUUUGUACUAGUCGGCAGUGUAGCUGGUCAAAGGUAUUGGUCAUCGAUGUUGAACGACAAAGCUACCAUUACGUGUGGAAUUUGGACACCGGACGACCAGCAGGUAUAUUUCGGGACAACGGCUGGACAAUUAAUAGUAAUGGAUGUUCAUGGGGCCAUGGUGUCUGAAGUGCAGCUAGCAGCUGGUGUCACAUCAAUGGCCUGGAGCGCGGAAAAGUUUACGAUGGAAGAAGGGGAUGACGAUUUAACGAACGAUAGAUCUCACCGAGACGACCGGAAUUACGUGCUAGCGGUUUGCCUAGCAGACGGUAACAUCGUGAUGCUUCGUUCCUUCGACGACGUUUCUCCUAUCACCAUCCGUACAAACCUGAAGGCACCUCUACACGCAGAAUGGAGCAAUUCUAGAAAACUCCUAGCAAUCGCUGGAACGAAAGAAACAGACGGUUCUCAGGGUACCCCACACGAGUACACGAACCUGUUAAAAUUUUACUCGGUCACCGGUAGUCUUGUGUACACUACCGCGAUACCGUACACGCAAUGUCCGGUAUCGGCGCUCACGUGGGGUCACAACGACAGGAGACUUUUUGUGGCGACCGGUGCUCGCGUUCACGCCGCAUGGGUGUCGAGCGUUUGGUGCACGAUCCACGCGUUCCGCAGACGAGUAGGUUCGCUGCAAUUGUUGUCUCGUUUAGCCGUGAGGGCAGCUCUAACCAGAGAGUCCAGUGUCCAACAACUUCCGCUUCCACCGAGAUUGAGGGCAUCUGUGGCCGCACUUUUUGCUAGCACGAUAAGAUGUUCGGUACCGGAACCCAGAGAGCUAAGACGUUUCGUAUCUCGUCCACCUCCAGGAGGAGGAAGACUCCACUGCACCAUGCUCAGACACGCAGUAGAACCUGUGCCGUGUUACACGCUAUACUUGGAGUAUCUGGGUGGACUGGUGCCUCUGCUGAAAGGAAGAAGAACUAGCAAAAUUAGGCCAGAAUUCGUGAUAUUCGAUCCACAGAGUCAGGACACCCUCCAAGUGGUCGAGGAUACGUCACAGUGUCCAUCAUUUAGUGACGGAUCUGACACGGAAAGGGACACAGCUGAUCUGUGCGGAUCCCCCAGGAAUAAGAGGAAGAACAGGAGAAAAAAGGAGGACAAGUCGAACGAAGAGUCGGAUGAUCUCACCUAUGUAGCCACGUUACCUGAGCACGCGAGGUUGGUCGAAGUAACGUCCAAUAUCUGGGGCACGAAAUUCAAGUUUCACGGGUUGGCGGAUUCGGUGCCGGCCAACUUGGGUCAGGUUACUUAUCGAACGUCGCUGUUGCACCUGCAGCCACGACAAAUGACUCUGGUGAUGACGGAGCUGCGGGACGACGUUCCAGCGGGUCCAGAUCCAACGUUCAACCCUAAUCUGUUUUCCGAGGACGAAGAAGAAUCCUUCCAGGAGCUGCAAGCCUCUUCCAGAAGCACCUCCGAGGCCCAGCCUCCCCCGAUCGCGCCUAUGACCCCUCGCAACGCGCGACUCAACGCUAAUCGUCCAAAAUCACAAAUCUCUAACCAAUUUAUGGCGAGUGAACCUUUACCAGCCACUCUGUCCAGGGUGGAGAACUACGAGAACGAACUGCCCUACGUAGACCUGCAAGAGAUGGGUAAUCUCUACGAGAACUUGAGAACUGCACCCCCUAACACUUAUCGGACACCACCGAGACACAAUCCACCAAGGUGUUGCGAUGUUCCAGCACUACAGUCGCCUAAGAACGCGGUCGCACCCACGCAGACCAUAAUCGCGACCUCGAAUACCGGAACUGAUUACUCGAAUAACAUCCAGAGAAUGAAAACUGCUCUGACAGACCAGCAGCCCGGUCUGGUCACCAAGAAAGAACUGGAGAAUAACAAAUUCAAUCAGAUCUCCCAAGAAGAUAAAACUAUUCUGAACAGUUGCCCGUCGACUAUCAUACCCACCUCCAUGCAUAAUGGACAAGCCUGCAGUACGGAAGCGUCCAGCAGUCAUGGUUGCUCUCAAGAGUCCAUAGUGAAUGGUUUGAACAGCAACAGCUGUUCUCAGCAAACGAUAUUCAUGAACGGUCUUCACAUGGCAUGUUCGAGUAAUCUGAACAAUGGUAAAGGUCACAAUGGUUCUUCUAGUAUCGGUCAAUCGUUGGCCACAAAUUCUAGUACUCAAUAUGGACAGAGCAAUGGUCCUUUCAACAAGAUUGGUAUACACCUGGGUAGCAAUCAUUCUCCGGCUUGUUCUUAUCAAUUCCCUGAGAAUAUCGACCAGUGUAUCGGUCAAUCUUGUCCGCACUGUAGUUUAAAGCUGAAGGACACGAAAUCCCAUGAAUUGUGUGGGAAGAUGAGUGCCAGUGGUUCCACAACUGCCAGAGUGGACGAGAUGCGUUUCAUCGACGAAGAGGCUCGAAGCGAGGUGGAAACGUUUGAAAAUUCACGAGGAGUUCACAGAACACCUACUGUCGUCAGCAUCGGACCACUUUGGCUGAACGAUUCCAUAGUUAGAAGUUGCAGUGUUGGUUAUCUGGACAUGGUGGAUGCCCAGUUGGUCCCCUGCGACGUGGCUUUGAAAAUGCUGAGGAAAGAGGCGCCUAAUAAGAGGCUAGUGUUGGUAUCGAGGAAGACCAAGAGGAGGAAAAAGAACAAGGCUCAACAAGAGAUCGUCCAACAGAGUUCCAAGUCCCCGAGGCUACGAAACUGUGGCAAAUCCAAGAGUUUGGACUCCAGUGAUAUAUUCCCGGCUAACGAACAGAUUGCUUUGCCACCUAAGUUACCUGAACACGUGGAGGAAGCGACAGGGACUGUCAAUCUAGAGACGGUUGAAGACAAGAGUAACGAAUCGUUAAAUGAUCCAGAUGCGAUCGAAGGACCCAGCGAUUGUACCCAAAAUGUUAUUAGUAACGUGAUUAAUCCUGAUGUUAAACCCAGUCGACUGAAAGGUUGCAACUCACCUGCUAGAGGUUCUAGUCCAAGUGGAUCAUUAGCAUCAUCAUUGGAUGGUCUCGCAGCUCGUCUCCGAGAUUUUGAUGAAAGUCACUCUUUACCUCCACCAUCGCCUCGUCCAUCGGCCAGACUACCUAGGAGUUCUCCUAGCAGUCCAGCACCUUCCAAGAAGGGAAAAAGACCUGCAUCAGCUUCGCCAAUUAGGAGGAGACUUCUAUCGAGUCCUUUGCUAAGUAGAAGAACGCGGAAAAGUCGAGGCGAAAGCUCGGACGAGGAAGGACUCCUGCAAGAUGAUUCAACGAAUUAUAGGAACCUCGAAACGUUUCAGAAAGCGCAGUUGCGACAAAAGUUGAAGCAAAAAGGGGGAGGAUCGUCGAGUCACAAGUCAGAGUCAGUGAGACGAGAACUUGUGAUGCACAACAAGGCACCUAUGUGGAACGAGUCUAGCCAGGUGUAUCAACUUGACUUCGGUGGCAGGGUAACUCAAGAAAGCGCAAAGAAUUUCCAGAUCGAAUUUAAAGGCCGACAGGUCAUGCAAUUCGGGAGGAUAGAUGGGAACGCCUACACGUUAGACUUCCAAUAUCCUUUCAGCGCUUUGCAAGCAUUUGCCGUUGCCUUGGCCAACGUUACGCAACGCCUCAAGUAAUCGUUAGUCGCCGAUUUGUGCGAAAUUCGGAACGCAACUACCAGGAAAGAUACUGUAUAUUAAAUUAAAGUAUUCGUCCAGAAAUGAAGAAAAAAAAAAUGAAACUGAAGAAGAAAAACUAAACAUAGCAAGCCAUAGGGAAAAAGCUGAAGCUGUAACGAUACGCUACGCAUCUAGAAUACUAAAGAACGAAAGACACGUUUAAAUACAGCUUUGAAGCAUGUAAUAGAGCCGCAUGUCUUUCGAUUAUUAAAAACUAGUGACGAACUAGAGUAAAUCUUUAAGGUAAACGAGCGUUAUACACCAGCCGUCUCCGCGACGUAACAGAGAUUUUCCCGCCCAAAAUCUCGAAGCUGAAAAAAACACAUGGCCUUCCGUUGUAGCGCGAAAAAGAAGAGCAAAAGAAAUACCUCUCGUAUCUAUAACGCCUUCGAAACUAUUGAACGUGAUUUUGAACGCGUCGAAUCGCUGAAUUUUAGCGAUAGAAUGAAAAGAAAAAAAAUCUGACAAACACACAAAGAGAUUCUGUGUCACGAGGAACCAUGGUGGAAAGGAAAAUACUAAAAAAAAAAAAGAUUUUGUUAAAAAUGCUUCUUCGUCGUACCGUCCAACAAAUGUAUUUCGUUUAUCCCAACUUCGAGCGCUCAUUUUUGUAUAGUUUAUGCGACACGUUGGAGUCUAGUAAUGCUGUUGAAAGUUCACCUCGUUCAUUUUUGCGGUCCGCCGGGUGUAUUCGAAUUUUAUAUACAAUAUAAUUAUUAUUGACGGACUCGAAUCACCGCGCGAGCCUUUCAUGUUGUUCGAUUAAAUGUUUCUUAUGGCGUAUUAUAAGAGAAAAUUGAGAAAAACACAAAAAAAAAGAAGUUAACGCUAAAUGAUGUAACGUUUUGCGUCCGGGGCCUGUGUUCGUCCUCGUCGAAACAGAACAGACGAAAAAAAAUGGAAAAAUUAGGCAAACAGAAAAACGAAGCGAGACAGAUACAACGGAAAUAUUCUCGUCUGUAUUGCCAAUCUGUGCACGCAUAAAAAAAAAUUAACUGUCGUCCGUACUUAAUCCACGAUCGUUAUAUUUCUAUUCGCCUAAUUGUAAGUAACAUGAAAGGGAAAAGGAGAGAAGAAGUGAAUGUCGAUUUCAGGCCUAGGGGAAACGCUCAGAAUUUUGGAUAAGCUGACAAUUUUGAGAAAAAGACGCCUGGAACGAUCACGAAUGAAGGCAAGCUGGAAAUUUUGUUACGUAUAAUGUGGGUCAGAGAUGUCUAACUGCUGCCCGAGCGAACAUCCCCCAUCGAGCGACACCUUUUGUUUCUUUUGCGAAGUCUGCUCUUUAGAAGGGGUAUAUUUGCUCGUGCGCAGUAUAUGAACAUCUCUGGUGUAGGUGUACAUGGUAUGCAAUGUAAACUUCCCUUGAUUAUGAGCGAGGUAAAUUCCACCAUACCCCUCUUGGGAGAAAAGAAAAUUGGGGCUAAAGAAAAUUAAGUGACAGAUACAUUUUCUUAAAUUUUGUUUUAAUCGAAGGGAGUAUCGUUGCAAGGAAGUGUACACAUGAGGUAUAACUAAUAAAGAAUGAAGUUGAGCUUCUGGAAAUCAAUUUGCAUUGCAAUUGAAAUUUUGCAGUAAAUUUGGAGUAGAUUUCUCCAUAAAAAUUGAAUUGUAGAGUCAGUCUAAUUAUUUAUUAGCUAUACCUCCUACACGCAUCUAAUUUCGAAACCGUGCUAACGCUUGUCGAGAGACACGCAAGAGAAAUGGCUCUACAUAUGUAUACACACAUUUGGUUUCUUCUGAAAAGCUUCGCGCCUCUUAUACCGGUUGUAAUCGUAUUUUUUGCAGAAAUAUACACGAGCCACGAUAUGGGGUGAGUAAAUCGCGAAUAUUUAUAUCGUUCUUUUUUCGACAACGUUUACAGAGUUUACCGAUCAGACCGCCCCAUGUUCGCGAAUUAGCGAUAAGUAUACAGCUAAUGACAGUAUAUAAAAAUACUGAACGGUAUGGUUUGUUUGGUUUCUAGACAACAUUGUAUGUUGAAAUUAUUUAACGAUCACCAGUAGACAAUUUGCACUGAAAAAUACAAACCGCAAACUCAUAGGACGAAUAAGAGAAGGUGUCCAUUUUGAGAUUAGCAACGACCAUUUGGAAAAUUUAAUUACAAGUGGUUUGAUAUAUAUUAAAAGAGAUUAUGUGUACUUAUAUGCAAUUAUAUUAUAUUAUAUCCAAUCAUUUUAAUUUUUGAAAAUCUUUCAACAUGUGAAACAUUUAUGUAUAAUCCCUUAUUAUCCUUCGAAGUGUCUCUUCAAAUCUCACUAUGAGUUUGUGAGUUUAUCGAAAGAAAAUUUUCUAGGACAUUAUUGCGGAAUUAUCUUCAUUUACGAGAACCCAAGAAUCAUUCUACGAAAAGAAGAGAACAUGCGAACGAAUGUAAAAAAGAAAUGAAUUAUGAAGUCUUGAGACAAUGAAUCACGUUACGAUGAAAGUUCCACGAUGGUAAACUUUUCAUACUUGCACGAACUUUUGAUAUGGAAAAAACAGCAUCAAUGUGACCCACUUAUUUUUAAUAUAUCGUAUAUACAUGUAUGUACAGGUUGUCUCAAGAAAUAUGUAUACUAUAAAAAGUGAAAAUUCUUUAUACCAAAGGGAAGUAAAAUAUCCUGAUAUAUUUUACAAUUUACAUUCUUAUUUUUCAGAUUCGAAUUUUUGACUAAUUUUUUAACAAAGCACUUCCAUAUAUUAAAACAAAUAUUAUCUAAAAGUAGUCUAAAAUAUAAAUUGUCAUUGUUUCAAAAGUUAAUUAGUACCCUGAGGUUUAAAUAGAGUAUGCCCCCAAAAUAGUACAUUAAGUUUUUUCUACCUAUACCUUAAAAUCAAAUGCUAAUAUUGCAAAAUAAAGUCUUCUCUAACAUGAAAAAUUGUCAGUUUUCACAGUGUACAUUUUUUUUGAGACAGCCUGUAUACAUCUUAAUGCAUCUCCGCCGAACAAGACGGACUUGAGUCACGUAAUAGGCAACGUUUACGUCAAAGACGGUCCAGUUUAGUAUAUAACUCCUCUUAGAGUUAUAUGAUAUCUCUAUUAACAUUAACACGUUUGCUGUCGCUCACUCAAACAAUGCUAAAUGUCCGAUCACGCGAUAUCGCGUGAUCUAUCGCCAACGUUCGAACGUGGUGGCACACAGCGACCGGUACGCUUCCGAGUCAAACAGCAAACGCGUUAAACUGAUACCUGUGAUUAUCAAUGGUAAUUUGCUUUCUUUGGCGAUGAAUAGAGUGCCUAGGACGUGUAAUGUAAACCGAUUUGCAAUACACGAAUUUGCUAAUCAGGAAUUUUAAUUAAUUGUACAGCAAUUGUUAAUUGAACGUAUGAUAAGUUCGUGUAAGGAUUUGUAAUAAAUAGUACGCGCCUGAAUCGUGACUGAGUUCCAAAAUGUUCGGCCUAGCUCAAGAGUCAGACCAUACAUGUUCGUUAACCCAUAGGUGGUAGUAUAUUUGUUCUUAUUUUUUCGUUUCAUAUAUUUGAUUUACAUAUUUAACGAGCGUAAACGUUUGAGAAUAAUGCUUAAUACGAAAACGCUGUGUCACGUGUGAAACCUUGCGACUGAGUAUACCGUAUGUAAAGGACACGAUUUACAUAGUGUGCAAAUAGUAUCAGUAUUGUUUUCUCUCCUACAAUGAGAUUGUUGAUUUUGUGGUCUUAGCGCUGAAUGAUCAUUCUGUAUAUGCGUAAUGCAAUUUUGUUACCGAGUACAAUUGAUGAUUAUCAGAUAUUUGUAAAUAAAGAAUGAAAUUCUA